CGCCCGAGCCCGGGUCCGCCUCAGACUGCGGCGCUCGGCGGGGCGAUGUGCGAUUACCAUGGCGAGGAGUCUCUGUCCCGGCGCCUGGCUGAGGAAACCGUGUCACCUCCAGGCUCGGUUCUCAUACAUGCGGAUGAAAUAUCUUUUCUUUUCCUGGUUGGCAGUUUUUGUUGGAAGCUGGAUUAUAUAUGUGCAAUACUCGACCUAUACAGAACUAUGCAGAGGAAAGGACUGUAAGAAAAUCAUAUGUGACAAGUACAAGACUGGAGUAAUUGAUGGGCCUGCGUGCAAUAGCCUUUGUGUUACAGAGACUCUUUACUUUGGAAAAUGCUUGUCCACCAAGCCCAACAAUCAGAUGUACUUAGGGAUUUGGGAUAAUCUGCCAGGCGUUGUGAAAUGUCAGAUGGAACAAGCACUUCAUCUUGACUUUGGAACUGAAUUGGAGCCAAGAAAAGAACUAGUGCUAUUUGAUAAACCAACUAGAGGAACUACUGUACAGAAAUUCAAAGAAAUGGUCUACAGUCUAUUUAAGGCAAAAUUAGGUGACCAAGGAAACCUUUCUGAACUGGUGAACCUCAUCUUGACAGUGGCUGAUGGUGACAAAGACGGCCAAGUUUCUCUAGGAGAAGCGAAGUCAGCGUGGGCCCUUCUCCAGUUGAAUGAAUUUCUUCUCAUGGUGAUACUUCAAGAUAAGGAACAUACUCCCAAACUAAUGGGAUUCUGUGGGGACCUCUAUGUGAUGGAAAGUGUUGAGUAUACCUCUCUUUAUGGAAUAAGCCUUCCGUGGGUCAUUGAACUUUUUAUUCCCUCUGGGUUCAGAAGAAGCAUGGAUCAGUUAUUCACACCAUCAUGGCCUAGAAAGGCUAAAAUUGCCAUAGGACUUCUCGAAUUUGUGGAAGAUGUUUUCCACGGUCCCUAUGGAAACUUUCUCAUGUGUGAUACUAGUGCCAAAAACCUAGGAUAUAAUGAUAAGUAUGAUUUGAAGAUGGUAGACAUGAGGAAAAUCGUGCCAGAGACAAACCUGAAAGAACUUAUCAAGGACCGUCACUGUGAGUCCGACCUGGACUGUGUCUAUGGCACGGAUUGCAGAACUAGCUGUGACCAAAGUACAAUGAAGUGUACUUCAGAGGUAAUCCAACCAAACUUGGCAAAGGCCUGUCAGCUACUUAAAGACUACCUACUGCGUGGUGCUCCCAGCGAAAUUCGUGAAGAAUUGGAAAAGCAGCUUUAUUCUUGUAUUGCUCUCAAAGUCACCGCCAAUCAAAUGGAAAUGGAACAUUCUUUGAUAUUAAAUAACCUAAAAACAUUGUUGUGGAAGAAAAUUUCUUACACAAAUGACUCUUAGUUCACUUGGAGUGUUGCCAGUUUUGAGCAGUUCAAGGAACAGCUUACAAUUCAGAGAUCCCUUCCUUGGGCCAAUGAAGCUUGUGUUAAUACUUGGAGUUAAUGGCAGGAGGUCUACAGGGUGUCAACAUGUCCAAGAUUUCAUUCCUGCCCUUAGAAGCCGUUGUUUCCCAAGUACAUUCACUGUGUCUAUUUUGAUCGACUUUAAAAAAGGAAAAAAAAAAAAAAGCUGUGAAAAGCCUCAUUCCAUAGUGUUUGUAGAUUUGUUAGCCCAAAUACCAUUGCUGGAAACACUUUGCAUUGAAGCUGCUGUUUAAAAAACUAAUGUUUCAGCAUGGUAAAAGUUUGCACAUUAACAAAACUACAAAGGCGGCAAAUUAAAACUAUUCCUUUACAAAACAAUUGGUUAACAGCAUGGUUUAUUGUAUUAUACUUACAUUUUUAACUUUAGUGUGUAGCAGGAAAAUGAGUGGCUUUUAGCCUCAGAAGUGUCCUACUUGGUAAUAUGUAAUUACCAUUAGCAGUGACUGAAAAUGGGUGAGCGCUGUAUUGGUUUAUCAACCAGCCAACGGUCCUUUCAAACAUUUUGGGGUGGGAAUGUAACCAAAUAAAGGCUUACUUGACGUGACACAAGCACCACAAAAAAAAACACUUCUUUUAGGGUCACACAACUAAUCAAGACCCAUACAUGAACUGAUACGGAGAAAGGACUGUUCAAAAUAAGACUGCAGUCAGUCAUGGAAGACUUAAUUUUGCAUUUUCAAACCAUCUCUCUUGUGGGCCAAAGGGCUAUCUCCUGAGACAUGUAAACGUACUCACCCAGUGUUUUCCCAUGUUAAGCUUGAUAAUGCAAUUUGACCUUUUCAUGUUAUUUUCAUGUGUAUUCAGAUUUGGCAUGUACCUUUAACAUCUCCAUGAGACACCUUUUGGAGAAAAUGCCCCAUUAUUUUCUGCUCAAAGUGAAUUUGUGACCAUUAGCUUUCUCGCAACAUUUAAAGCCAUGGAUUAGCACCGGUUGUUUAAGACUGUAUACUCGGAGGUACUCUUUCUUCCCACCAAUCAUCUGGUUGUAAUAAAUGGAUGGAAGAAUUA
Molecule: messenger RNA, 2436 nt
Organism: Jaculus jaculus (lesser Egyptian jerboa)
Lineage: Eukaryota; Metazoa; Chordata; Mammalia; Rodentia; Dipodidae
Gene: Dipk1a
Product: divergent protein kinase domain 1A
Exons: 5
Coding region: 59-1345 (428 amino acids)
Source: RefSeq, a predicted model, not a curated record